Molecule: messenger RNA, 3456 nt
Organism: Megalobrama amblycephala (Wuchang bream)
Lineage: Eukaryota; Metazoa; Chordata; Actinopteri; Cypriniformes; Xenocyprididae
Product: fish-egg lectin-like
Exons: 6
Coding region: 2182-2967 (261 amino acids)
Source: RefSeq, a predicted model, not a curated record
GAAAAUGGCUAAAGACUCAGCUGCUUGGAUAGAGCGUGGUAGGUCAUUCCACCAGCCAGGAACAGACCCGGAGAAGGUCCGUCCGUGAGAGUGAUUUUGUGCCCCUUUGGGAUAGCACCACAAGGCGCCGUUCACACGCAGAAUGCAAGCAUCUGGAGGGUAUAAUGGUGUGGAGCCAGUGGUUGUUCUGUAGGCAAACAUUAGAGCCUUGAAUUGGAUGCGAGCGGCUAUUGGCAGCCAAUGCAAACUGAUGAAGAGAGGUGUGACGUGCUCUCUUCGGCUCGUUAAAGACCAGUCUUGCUGCAGCAUUCUGGAUCAGUUGUAGAGGCUUAAUAGUGCAUGCUGGAAGGCCUGCCAAGAGAGCAUUACAAUAGUCCAGUCUGGAUAGAACAAGAGCUUGGACAAGAAUUUGUGUGGAAUGGUCCGAUAGGAAGGGUCUAAUCUUCCUAAUGUUGUACAAGGCAUAUCUGCAGGACCACCACCCCUCCCAAUCUGGUGUGGGGUGUGAGAGAGAUAGUAAAAUUAGAACAAAACAAAAAAUGCACACCUUAUACCAACCGUUAUAUUAUAUGGCUCAGAGUGUUGGAGGAUAAUAGACAGUGACCUGAAAAAGCUCUGUUUCCACACAAAAAACGCAUUACGAAAAGCCAUCUCUUUCCUUAUCUUUAUUCCUUAUCCUAUUAUCGAAUACUAACCAACCAAUAAACUUUUAUUUGUUUUAGUGAACUAUGGAACAUUUGUAAACAUCACCUUAAAGGGUUAUUUGUGUUGGAACAUUUAGGCACAUAACAAAUAAUGACAUACCUGGGGCCUGCUCUGAAGAGAGCACAUGACGUCAUUGCUGUAGAGUGAAAUGCGGCUGGAGGGCAGGAGGUGAAUUCUCUAUAUAGGAAUCGUUGUCACAAACUCGAUUCCUGUUUUGCAUCAUUUAUGGAUGCUUAAAUCGAUCAAACUGAAAAACCACAAGGAGCUUUCAUCUUUUACGUAACUUUUAUUGUUUUUUAACUUUAAAAGUCAUUGCCUUUAAUAGCAUUUUGCAUCUGCUGAUACUGAAAUGAAUAUGGAUACCUGCUUACCUUUUUUUAGGGCCCAAGCCACUAGCACUGUUCGUACUAUGCAUGCUGACCUGAGAAACAUUUUCCAUGCGAAUAUUUCAGCAGUUAUUGUGUAUGUUCCGUAUUUCUGUCGCGUGAACCAGCGAUACCAGUCAUUCAUGAAUUAAUCAUUCUUUCGUCUCGAUUCUUUCUUUUCCGUGAUUUGGCCAAACGCUCUUGCAAACGUUCUGAAACCUUUGGAUUCGUUCAGACCGCUCUGUCACUGAAUCAUCUGUAGUUGUUUCUACGUCAGUAACAACAAAUACAGAACAAAUAGCGCUGUUUUCAGAUGUUUCACUAGUUUGAACUACACAGAACGGCCCAGUGGAUAAGGGAACGAAAGCUUAAAGGAACUGCGUUAUUCCCGGUCCCAGAUACCAUCAUUAAACAGCGUUGCGACAUCUAGUGAGAAGCGUUUCAAUUCGACACACACCUCUCGGUUACAAACUACAAAUCACUCGAUGAUUAAACUAGUUUUAAAUCAGAUGAAACAGCCUCAACAUUCCCACCAAGACUGAUGAGGAAAACAGGAGAAACAUGCCAUGAAUGAAGAUAGAAGACUUUUAAAUCCCAAAAUCACCACCCUUACAAACAUUUACCAUGAAUGAACUGUUGUAAAUUACCACGGUUUGUGGAAAUGAGGAAUAUUUAUAUUGAAAACUUAUAGCCAUUUAUAUUGCAAUAUAAAUAUUAGGUGGGUAGGGGAAUAUAUAUUAUUCAUGUUGUUACAGUGGCUCCAAGGAAGACGAAGAGGAGUACAAAAAUCCAACAAGGUUUAUUUAGAAGACUCAAAGAUAAUCCAAAAGCGUAACACAGUACAGCAACACAAGUAAUACCAGACAACUCAAGAGUGAAAAGGCAGGAACUUAAAUACAUAGCAAAUUAGGUAACUAAUAAUGAACACCUGUGAUGAUUAAAUGAAUUACCAUGACAACUAAACUACCAUGAUCACCCCAUCCCCCUCCUCCCUUAUUAGGAAACAAAUUUUGGCUAUAUAAAUGAUCUAUCAACAGCAUUUGCAAACAUUGGAUGCAAGUUUCUAGUACCUUUAUCUCAGAAGAGGACACUGACUGCUGAAUUCUGAUCUAUGAAGAGAAGAGCAAUGAAUCUGUAUCAUAGCAUCCUGCUACUCUUCAGCUGCCAGUUCAUUCACACUCUGGCUUUAAACUGUGAAAUGAUUUGUGGCACCCUGAAGCAGAUAGACGCUGGGGCAGGCUCAGUGGUUGGAGUGAACGAUCAAAAUGAAGUCUUCGUCCUGAAUAAUAACGUCUUCACAAAGGUCUUUACAUCUCUAAAACACUUCAGUGUUGGUCCUGCUGGUCAGUUUGGGGUGGAUACAGCAAACAACAUCUUCAAGGUGCGGGGUGGCAGCCUUGUGCAGAUUGCAGGCCUUCUCAAACAGGUGGAUGCUGGAGGAGAUCAGAAUGUUGCAGGUGUCAAUAUGUAUGAUGACAUAUAUUGUUUAAAUAUGGAUGCUAACAACAAUUUGCCAUCCAACUCUGUUCCUUGGAUUCAACUUGGUGGAAAGCUGAAGUAUUACAGCUGUGGCCCGUACAGCUGUUGGGGAGUGAACAGCAUUGACCAAAUCUUCUUCAUGAAGGGUGUGUCUGGUAAUGCCUGUUCUGGGUCCGGCUCUUUUGUGAAUAUUCCUGGACUUCUGUCCAUGAUUGAAGUAGCAACUGAUGGCAAUAUCUUUGGUGUCAAUGCUCAAGGGGCCUUAUUCCAAAGAACUGGCGUCUCUCAGUCCAACCCCGCUGGUACAGACUGGUUAUCGAUUGUUGCCUGUCCCAAUGGCCACAAGCAUGUGAGCUUUGACCUGGGAUUGCUGUGGGUCGUCUGUGUUGAUGGCUCCAUCCGCAGGUGUACUUUAUAGUCUGUCAAACAUCACUGCAGGAACAGAGGAGCUCAAUCAUUAACAGAAAUCUCAGAUAUUAUUAACAGAAAACUAUAAAAGCUUGAUUAAUCUUAAUCUUUCUUUUCUUCUCUCUUUCUUGCUGUUGAAUCAAAGCAUUAUGAUAGCAUCUUAUCAGUGUUGUGUUUCUUGUAUCAUUUAGUUCAGUAGUUCUCAAACUGGAGUUCCAGCAUUAGUGGAAUUUACACUGUUUACAUUUUAAUCAAAUUGUUCAUGCUUUAUAUCUAAUGUCUGAUUAGAAUUUUUAUGUUUAUGCAUCUAUAAAGCCCACAUUUUUAGAAAUGCAGAAAGUUAUUAGUCAAGGUCAAGGAUUCAAACUAUAGCAACUUGUGUUUGUGCAGCUUCAAGAGAGCAAACAUUCAUGUGUUGAACUUCACUUAUGUUCUUUAUCUCUGAAUGUAAAUGUAUAAAUAUUUAAAUUAUUUUUAAUUAAAAAAUAAGGUAAAACAA